UUAAUUUUCAGAGAGGGGCUAUUCAGCUAAUCUGAUAAAAUUGUUUGGGCUAAGAGAACUCAAACCAGAGUAUAUAGACUUUUUGAUAAACAGACAUCUCAAGGAGAUGGAUUUCAGAAGAUUCAAACAUCAUUCUUGGGAGCAACUCACAGAGAAAGUUAAAAAAAUUGCUAAGGGUCUUGAGAAGGUAUAUUUGGAAAGGAAAAUGGUCUGUGAAAGUCCCCAAAAAACUAAAGAAUUAUACAAACUGUUACAAAAUGUGAAAUAUCUAAAUAUACCAUUUGGAUGUGAAGAUGAAACUAUACAAAUUAUUUCCAAAUGUUGUUUAAAUCUUAAAGAAUUGCAUGUUGGGUAUGUGGGCAUUGCUAGCGAUGAGAGAGAGAGAUGGCUCUUUGAAGCUAGAUUUAGGUCUCCAGGUCCUCGUUUGCGUUGGUUGAUGCGUAUCAGUCGUUCAGAGAUUAAAACAGACACUGUUGCAUGCAUUCUUAAAAACAUAUCGUCUCUGGAAAUUUUUAAUUACUUCUAUUUGUCACGGGUGUUCCUAGCUAUGCAUUAUUAUGAUAUUGUUGAUAAUAAAUUGGCCACGGUUAAAAAGUAUUCUUUAACAGAACUUGAUUUCAGGAGUUCAACUCCAUAUGAAAUUGAUUUACUUCUAGCUAUAUGCACUGUUCUCUGCCCAAACGUGAGAAGGUUGUCUGUUGGAGUAGCUUGGCAAGAACAUCUACAUUUAUGUCUUCAGUUUUCUAAAUUACAGUGUUUAACUAUGCAUACAUUCUCUAAUCGGGAUCGAAUAAUUCUAGAUGACUUUUUAAAACUAAAAGGAAAUGAUUUAAUUUCAUUGGAUAUCAGAGGACACUUUUCAGUUUCUAUUCCAGUUUUAAUAAAGAAUUGUCAAAAAUUAAAAAAACUGCGUAUGAAAAUUGUUGACGAUCGAUGCGUGUUUACAGAGUGCAUGCCAACUUUAAAGGAUAUGAAAGGUGUUACUGUACAAAGUACAAAAAAAGUGUGCCUCCCAACUUUAAAGCAUUUGAACGAGUUGAUUAUUUACACUUCUGAGACUGCUACACCAUUAACUACAGAAGCUGUUUGUUUGAUUUUGAAUUCCAGCCCAAACAUAGAAUAUAUGUGCAUAUUAUAUGGUGAAAUCUCUGAUUCUAAGCUAAAGAAAACACUUUUGGAUUAUUGCGAAUUAAAUACUUUAAAAUAUUUGUAUUUAGGUUUUUCAGGUAUAGAUGUAAGCUUCUUACAGGGUCUUGAGAAGGUAUAUUUGGAAAGGAAAAUGGUCCGUGAAAGUCCCCAAAAAACUAAAGAAAUUAUACAACUGUUACAAAAUGUGAAAUAUCUAAAUAUACCAUUUGGAUGUGAAGAUGAAACUGUACAAAUUAUUUCCAAAUGUUGUUUAAAUCUUAAAGAAUUGCAUGUUGGGUAUGUGGGCAUUGCUAGCGAUGAGAGAGAGAGAUGCCUCUGUGGUGCUAGAUUUGGGUCUCCAGGUCCUCGUUGUCUUUGGGUGUUGCGUAUAAGUCGUUCAGAGAUUAAAACAGACACUGUUGCAUGCAUUCUAAAAAACAUAUCGUCUCUGGAAAUUUUUAAUUACUUGUAUUUGUCACGGGUGUUGCUAGCUAUGCAUUAUUAUGAUAUUGUUGAUAAUAAAUUGGCCACGGUUAAAAAGUAUUCUUUAACAGAACUUGAUUUCAGGAGUUCAACUCCAUAUGAAAUUGAUUUACUUCUAGCUAUAUGCACUGUUCUCUGCCCAAACGUUAAAAGGUUGUCUGUUGGAGUAGCUUGGCAAGAACAUGUACAUUUAUGUCUUCAGUUUUCUAAACUAGAGAGUUUAACUAUGCAUACAUUCUCUAAUCGGGAUCGAAUAAUUCUAGAUGACUUUUUAAAACUAAAAGGAAAUGAUUUAAUUUCAUUGGAUAUCAGAGGACACUUUUCAGUUUCUAUUCCAGUUUUAAUAGAGAAUUGUCAAAAAUUAGAAAAACUGCAUAUGAAAAUUGUUGACCAUCGAUGCGUGUUCGAAGAGUGCAUGCCAACUUUAAAGGAUAUGAAAUGUGUUACUGUACAAGGUACAAAAAUCUUGCCUUCCAACUUUAAAGCAUUUGAAAGAGUUGAUUGUUUACACUUUUGAGGCUGCUACGCCAUUAACUACAGAAGCUGUUUGUUUGAUUUUGAAUUCCAGCCCAAACAUAGAAUAUAUGUGCAUAUUAUAUGGUAUAAUCUCUGAUUCUCAGCUAAAGAAAACACUUUUGGAUUAUUGCGAAUUAAAUACUUUAAAAUAUUUGUAUUUAGGUUUUUCAGGUAUAGAUGUAAGCUUCUUACAGGUAAUUCUUAAAUCGUGCACAUCUCUUCAGAAAUUAAAUGUCCGUUUUUGUAAAAAUAUAUAUGAAGAAGAAUUUGAGAUUUUACUCCAAACUGCAUCUACUACCAAAAAUAAACCUCAAAUCAUUUGGUAUGAUUUUGAAAGCUUUAUUGAUGAAUGUGAUAUAUAUUCAACUGAAGAUAAUUUUGGUGAAGACCUUUGAGGUUUAUUUCUGUUAUAUUUUAUAAAUUCAGAGUACAUAUUUUAUUUUCCUUAUAAAAAUAUUUUAUACUUGUAAGUUUUUAAUGUAAUAAUUUUCUUUAUAUAUAUGUAUAUAUAUAUAUUAUUUAAAUUAAAUUGUUAUCUUUUUAUUAUACUUGUUUAUAAAUUAGAAAACCCCUUAUGAUUAAUGCAGAAGAAAUGUGCAAAUGAUUAAAUUAUGUGUAUAGUAAGAGCUAAGUUUUGUAACCAUUAUUGUCAGAAUUAUGUUUUUGAAUUCUUUUAUCUUUUUUAAUUAUUUACUAAAAGCAGGUAUUAAAUAUUUUUUUUUAAAUUUCUAUUUAUUCAUAUCCCAGCAGCCUAUGAAUCAAGAAUGUAAUGAUGAUGUCUAAUAUUUAUUGUGUUGUAUUAGUGUGUAAAGGCAUUGGGCAUUCAGCUUGAAUUGAUGACAUUAUGAAAUAAAUUUAUAGAUUUAUUUCACAUGUCAAUGAUUUCUUAAUGUUAGUGAACAGUGAUUAUAGUUCUUCAUAUCAUGUGAAUCAAGAACAUGUAAAGACAAUAUGUAAUAUUGUAUUUUAAAAUAUUAAUAUGUAAACACAUUGGGCUUUAUGCUUGCAUUGAUGAUGACAUUAAUUUUUGCACAUUGAUGAUAUUAUGAAAUAAAUUUAAUGUCAAUGAAUCGAGAAUAUAUCCAUGUAAAGCCAUUGUGUAAUAUUGUAUUGUAUUUCAUAGUAGCCAUGUAAAAACAGUACCUUGAUUGGAUUGAUGACAUUAUUUCAAUGAAACGAUUCCAGCUGUUCGCAUACCAGUAGCACAUGAAUCAAAGAUGUAUUCUCUGUAAAGAUAUUUGUCUUAAAUGUAUUGUACUGUAAAGUAUUGGGUAUCUUACUUGAAUGGAUGGCAAAGUAAUUUUUGCACUAUGCUAUCUUAGAUUAAAUGGGAAUACCCUAAAAACUGGUGUUUGAGAAGUUUGUAUUCCUCUUUGCUUUUGAUUGGUUUCUCAAGAGGACUUUUCUGUGUGGUGCUUUUUACAUGACUUUGCUGCUUGUAUGUAUAACAAUUGCAACUUUUCAUGUUUGAUAUGAAAGUAUACUGUCAGAUCUAUUUUGACUUACAGUAGACACUACUUAAUGUGAUCAUUUGGACGUUUUUAUCAAAUUGACAAAGUCCCACCCUUUUGUAUACAAAAACAUGGAACAUAUAUCGUUCACUAUGCUGAACAAUUUGAUUAAUAUCAUAAAAAUGUUAUAGAAUAAAUUUUUCAAACUUAACAAAUAAAAGAUAACGUCACCAAAUAAGUUAAAAUGACGGUAUUUAUGUAUUAACAUAACCAUCUUGGCACGAUGGCAAUUUUUUACAGACGAAAUAUUUAACGGAUGCUAGUUGGCAACAUUCAUGACUUUUUUUAAAAAACAUUCCCAAACUAUCGAAAUUUAUUGCAAGUUGGCAAGCAAUAUCAACAUAUCAAAACACAGUUUAAAAUAUCUUUAAUUAUUAAAUAACAAUUAUGAGAUACAUUUAAAAAAAUGAAAUGCUUACAUUUUUCACAAAAUCCUUUUCUAAUUUUUUAGCACUGUUUGUAUUUUAUAGAAUGAUUUGUUUUUCUUAAAAAUCAUCAGAAAAUUGCACCGACUCAUCACUGCACACCAGCUAUUUACAAAAUUCAUCUCAUUAUUGUUACCUUUAGCAAUUUUCUAGCAAAAUACUGUAUUCCUGCAGAUAUUUUAUAUUUAUUUCAUUUUUGACAAAAUCCACAAGCUGUAUUUCAGAACUGAGUUGAAGGCAAAAAAAAUAUGACUAUUUGUCUAUAAAAACUAUUGGAACUUGGAAUACAAUAAAACAAAUGCACAUGAAAAUGACAGUGUUACUUGACUGAAUGAUUGUUAUAAGCAGAGGUACCAGAGUUUGGCACAUUCUGAUAAACUGGUGACUAAGUUCUUUGAGAUAAUACAUAAGUACCAAAAACAUACUGUAAAAAUUGCCAAGAUACAGUUAAAUAUUUCCAAGUUCUAGACAUCUUAGUUUUGAAUUUACCUAACCUUUUAAAAGUAAGCAAGAAAACAACUUUAGUUUGACAAAAAUUUUGACUAACUUUAUCAAUUUUGAGGGGAGUCAGAUUGGGUUCCUCUUCUUCAGUAGAGAAAAAAAAAUAGUGUCAGAAUUCUUUUUUUUUUCUCUGGGGAGGGAAGGUCUUUGAAAACAUCUACAUGAAACUAAGGUUGCAUUUUGCAUUAUUUUAAAUUUUACAUUAUCAAGUUCUCUUCCGAUUAUGACAUUAUGAACAGUUCAUAACCAAAUUUUUGCAUUUUCCUAAUUAAUGCUGUGAAAGUGUGAGUUAUGUGUUUCUAGUUAUAUUAAAUUAUUAUAAUUCCAUUACUAUUUUUUCCCAUCAUUUAAUGUUAUCAAAAGAGCUGUGUACAAACAUGGUCACACUAGGCACUGUCUACCGUAGCAAUAGCUUCAGUAAAAUCAUUAAUCUACACAAAUGCAUUUUGUAUUGGGUUCAGUUUACAAUUACUAUUGAAUGCAGUGUAAUUUAUAGUGCAGUACUUAUCUGUGAGUUGAUGAAUUUUUUAUUGCAAAUGAAUACUUUUUCUGUUAUUUAUUUUUUAAGUUUCCCUGUUGUUUAAUUAAUAUGUAGUUUAGUCAUUGCUUUUGAAAUAUGUGUUUUAAAUAAAGAAUCUGUGUUUUCAUUAUUA
Messenger RNA from Stegodyphus dumicola, 5217 nucleotides. RefSeq lists its product as uncharacterized. The record is from RefSeq and is a predicted model, not a curated record. Gene Ontology annotation, cellular component: SCF ubiquitin ligase complex. Gene Ontology annotation, biological process: SCF-dependent proteasomal ubiquitin-dependent protein catabolic process. NCBI's taxonomy places the organism in Eukaryota, Metazoa, Arthropoda, Arachnida, Araneae, Eresidae.